Messenger RNA from Penicillium soppii, 309 nucleotides. RefSeq lists its product as uncharacterized. The transcript has a single exon. The record is from RefSeq and is a predicted model, not a curated record. Bases 1 to 309 code for a protein of 102 amino acids. NCBI's taxonomy places the organism in Eukaryota, Fungi, Ascomycota, Eurotiomycetes, Eurotiales, Aspergillaceae.
AUGGCCUCACCCCGCAUUAUCAACCCGCAUUUUCCUCGUGGAGAGAUAAUAGAUGUCCCUGCACCCCAGGAUGUUCCGUGUUUUGACGCGGGGAUAUACCAGUCCGCUGAGAUGCCAAGCAGCCGCCAAGGGCUUGGAAGCACGUUGCCCUCCAAUACCGAGUUGCCAUAUGAUAGACAUCCCCCAUCUUACGUUUUAAGGCUGGCUUGGCGCCAGUACGACCAUGCCGAGUUAGAUUCUUCCGGACUUGGCUCAGCCGACACAGACAAGCAACAGCAAGCCGGAUGGCGCUGGGCGCGUGGCCAUUGA